Molecule: messenger RNA, 240 nt
Organism: Clunio marinus
Lineage: Eukaryota; Metazoa; Arthropoda; Insecta; Diptera; Chironomidae
Source: the annotation of a GenBank genome assembly
AUGCAAAUGACUGACAAACAAUGUGAACGACUGUCGUCAGAUAUUGAUACCUCGGUUUUUAAUUUCUCCCGCCAGCUGAAACAUGAGCAAGAGAUCAAUAUUGAUGAUGAUAUAACUCCACACAUGUCACGGCGAGAUGUUUCUAUCGUGACGAAUUAUUUUGACUCUUUGAGGUUGUCUUCGUUUAUGAAGUCGCAACAAAAUCUGCCAACUUAUGACAUGGGAACAAAUAUCUUAUAA